This is a messenger RNA of Castor canadensis (American beaver), 3427 nucleotides long. NCBI's taxonomy places the organism in Eukaryota, Metazoa, Chordata, Mammalia, Rodentia, Castoridae. The record is from RefSeq and is a predicted model, not a curated record.
UUCGCGUGGCGCGAGCCUGGAUCCUCGCUCUUCCCUUGGCGGCGGCGGCGGCGGCGGCGGCGGCCGGAGGGAGCGGCGGCAAGCAGUGGCGGGCUCCAUGGAUUGCGGCGGGCGCCCGGGCAGAGGCGGCGCUUCCAUCCCGGCCCCUGGACUUUAGUAACCCACGCUCGCGUCCUGCACCCAGUCGGAGCGGCCGUCGGCCCCACGACUGACCGGCCUCGCUGCCCCUCUCCGCCCGCUGGUGACCCUGCGCCACGACUCGCUUCGCCUCCUACUCCCCAGCGGGGUGGCGGCGGCCGGAGCCCCACGGCGUUGGUCGGAGCAGCAGCGGCGCCAGGAGCCCGCCUCUAUGAUGAAGUUCAAGCCCAACCAGACGCGGACCUAUGACCGCGAGGGCUUCAAGAAGCGGGCGGCGUGCCUGUGCUUCCGGAGCGAGCUGGAGGACGAGGUCCUGCUGGUGAGUAGCAGUCGGUACCCAGACCAGUGGAUUGUCCCAGGAGGAGGGAUGGAGCCAGAGGAGGAGCCCGGUGGCGCCGCUGUGAGGGAAGUUUAUGAGGAGGCUGGGGUCAAAGGAAAAUUAGGCAGACUCCUGGGCAUAUUUGAGCAGAACCAAGACCGAAAGCACAGAACUUAUGUUUAUGUUCUUACCGUCACUGAAAUACUAGAAGAUUGGGAAGACUCUGUUAAUAUAGGAAGGAAGAGAGAAUGGUUCAAAGUAGAAGAUGCACUCAAAGUUCUUCAGUGCCAUAAACCUGUCCAUGCAGAAUAUCUGGAAAAACUAAAACUGGGUUGUCCCCCAACCAAUGGAAAUUCCACAGUCCCUUCUCUUGCAGAUAACAAUGCUUUGUUUGUGACUGCUGCACAGCCCUCCGGGGUGCCAUCCAGUGUAAGAUAGAGAGAACUGGGAGGCCCUCCCUACCACAUGUAAUCUCUUGGGGAGUGGCUUCUUCUCUUUCCCUGGCAAACAUCUGAAUGACGCUUGCAAACUGUCUGAAUCUGCCAUGCAGGGAUUUCAAACAAUUUAGCAUGUAUUUCAGAUGCUUUCAAGUCUUUUAAAAACAAACAAAAAUAGUGUAAAAAUAUUUUAAGAAGCCAAAGCCAUGUGGGAUUUUUUUAAAGAUGCCUUAACAGUGAGCUCCCCUCUCCCAUGUUAUUUUGAUUGUCAUUUUUCACAGCAUUUUUUCGGGUUUGUUUUUGUUUUGUCAUUAUUUUGGUUUAUUUUAUCAGAUCAAAUUGCUUGUGGUAUAUUUUCCCCCUAAAUUGCUUUCUUAUUCAUAGCAUCAACAUACUCACCAAGUGUUUCUGGUGGGAAAUAAUGAAAAAUGCUAUUGGUACCGAAGAAACCUAACCAUCCCAAAACUUAAGAGGACCACAAUCUUAAUCCAUAAAUUGCUGAUUUGGGCUAUUUCUGAAUGGUCCAAUAAUUUUUGAAACAGGAUUUCAAUUUGUUAUUUUCAGGAAUUUGUCAUCAGGAAUUUGAAUGUUCACAACUGGUAUUAUGUCACUAUCAAUCUAGUAUAGCUGUUUCCCUUAAGACACAAAAGUAGUUUAACGUGAAAUAUAACUUGAGAUGGUGACCUUUAAGAAAAUACUGUUAACAGAAUUCAUGUAGUAAGUACAUCCAUCAUGCACACUGUAUUCAUGGAAUUUAUUUAGCACGCUCAGUUGCCAAUUCCCUAUCUAUAGUCCCCCUUUACAUGGGAUAGAACACUAUUUCUCCCAAUAGAAAUUGCUCCUAAAGUGUAUUUUCAGUUUUCUAAUUUAGUGACACCUCUUUAAAUUUCCAUUUUACCUGUAACCAACCACAGGACUGCAGUCUAACCUUCAGUGCCAGUCAGUGAUGGCUGCAUCAGUGAAUAAAAUGGCCUUCCUGUUGCUCAACUGUUACAGGCUUAAGAUUGAUUUGUCAUAACUUUUCGGGGCACUGGAACAUACCUGAACUAAGAAUUAUUUUAUCUUUCACUUUAUACUAACUUAAAAUCAGGGAUCCCACGUAAAAUAAGUACUGGUCUGACACUUCCCAAAUGGUAUCAGCAAGGAGAAGGGAGGAAAAACACCUUUAACUGAAAUGUGGGAUGGCAGACAGUGAAAGAUCAUUUUCUAUGUGGACAUUUGUUAGCCUGUUGCAAAUAUUGUAACUGGCAAGUAGAACAUAGAAAAAGUAUAGUUAGAAAAUUUGCUCUGUAGUUCUUGACCUUUAAAAAUAUAAUUGCUGCUAGAAAUAGUCUGUAAAUUACACUUAAGGAAAAUUGGUGCCAUUUUGAAAAUGAGAUCUUGUGCCAUAAAUGCAGCUGGAACUAAAUAUAAACAUUAGUUUAUAAAUUAAUGGUGGCAAAGGAAUGAGUAAAGUAGGAAAACUUUUAACCAGUAACGUCUCAUCCUGAAUUAUGUAGUAUAAUCACAUCUGGUCAUCCAGAAUUUUUAAUAUUUUUCUUUGUACAGAGCUUAUAUAUUCUGGGUGUUUUUAAAAAGGAAACAUUUUAAAUCCCACAAAUUGACACUUUCUAUCAAUCACCAAUGGACUGAUUUUUUUUUUUCUCAGCAAUCUGAAAUUUCUUUAAAUUAUUAACAGAGAAACUGGAUUCUUUUUGUAUAUAGGAUUGCUUCCACCUGAAAUGCUAUCACAAGUACUUGGUGGGGGUGGGGGGGUUAUCUUGUACAUGAUAUUCUUAGAGGUAAUAAUGCAUGAACUUAUUUUAUAAACUCUUGGACUGUGUAUUGUCAUGUAAAAUAUGUACAGUAUUAGUAUCAACCAUCUCUUUAAAGUUAGCCUAUAAAUAUGUUGUAGAAUUCUCUUUGGUCAGAAACAUUUGAACAUUUAGUGCCACUUGAGUCAGGAUUUCCUUCAGUGCUGUUUAGGAAGUCACGGUCUUUAGUCUAUGCAACUAGCAAAAAUCUGUAUGAUGUAACCAAACAGGAUUUUCACUUUGAAAUAUCACAUGAGAGGGUCUUCGCUACUCUGGAACCCAGCCUAGCAAAACUAGGAAAAACUCCAAGAUUUAUCUUUUAAUAAGAAAAGCCAACAUUUUCAAGCUAAAUUGUUGAACUUGCUAGAUAAUAAAUAAUGUCUACUAUCUCAAUCCUCCAAAGUUUGUGGUGUUGACUAUAAUUUGUGCUUGUUUGUAAGGUAGUUGAAUAAAAUUGGGCAGCUAAAACUUUUCAGUUCCAUGUGCCUCCUAAGUAAAAAACAGAAAACAAGUAGUGACUGUAAAUUGGUUGCAAAGUAGAAACUGCCCUGCAAGUUUUUGUUUUUGAGAUGACACUUUCCAACCAAGCGCAUGUCAUCCAGUUUUCUGUCCAUCACACCAUUGUAUAAAGCAACAAAAGUGAAGGAGAGAAAUGUGCACGCGGAACUGCUUUGCAUGUCUCAUUUGAGGUGGUCUCCUAACUGGUGUAAGAAUCUUGACUUUUUUUUUUUUUUUUACAU